Messenger RNA from Coniophora puteana RWD-64-598 SS2, 1917 nucleotides. RefSeq lists its product as uncharacterized. The record is from RefSeq and is a predicted model, not a curated record. Lineage: Eukaryota; Fungi; Basidiomycota; Agaricomycetes; Boletales; Coniophoraceae. The coding region runs from base 319 to 1917 and encodes 532 amino acids. The transcript is spliced from 2 exons. Gene Ontology annotation, molecular function: protein binding.
AAGACUUUGCAUCCCUCUCAAGAUCCCACCAGCAACCGUGGCCUAUUCAUGCGUCUGGCUCGUUCAAACUACUAUCAGUUGUCGAGUUCUGUAGCUAUGAACCCGUAACUUGCCCGACGCCCGUAGCAGUCUGCAGUUACCAGUAGCCUCGCGAAGUGACAGUCCCAGUCCUGCCAGUAGCAAGCUCCGAGCACGCAUUUCUCGGGCAGAGUCCCCAUUCAUCCGCACCGUUGAACGUUGGACAUUGAACCCCACCAUCCCCUCGACAACACGCCAAACAUUCAGCAUCAGCAUCCACCCUUUAGCCGAAAUAACAACAUGUCUAGAGUGAUGAAUUGGCUCAGUUCGGCUGAGCGCCAGCUUCGCACCGAUGGCAAUAGCGCUUCUUCCCUAGAGGCCGUUCAGGACAGCAUGCAGCGCAACACGCUCGUGCCCAUCUACCGUCUCCCGCCCGAGUUGCUCGUCGAGAUCUUUGCUUACCUUACGCCCCUAUUCACCGUCGAUCAGCGGAAUAUCCUCAACGUCUCGCACGUGUGCCCACUAUGGCGCGAGGUUGCCGUAUCCUGUCCUACUCUCUGGUCUGCCAUCAAGCUCAGAGUCGGCCAUCACACCCGCGGCUCCGCCGACCUUUUCCGGAUUAUGGCAGAGAGGGCGGAAGGACUAGCCGUGACCUUCUGCUUGGACAGCUCCUCAUUUACCGUCAACCACUCCGACCUCAUACGCGAGAUGUGUCGACACGCUGGCCGCAUGCGCCAACUCGAUAUGCAAUUCAAUCACUUAUCAGUUGAACAGUUUCAAAAGACAUUUGACUGCUUUCUUUCCGAAUUCCCUGCCCUAGAAGAGUUCAGCUUACACGUUACCACGGAUGAAACCAUCUUUCUCCCCACCGAUUUUCUAGUGAAUGCGGCGAUGCUGCGUCGGCUGCGUCUCCAGAAGUGUGCACCUCCCUGGGGUUCGGCGAUUUUCAAACGCUUAACCCAGCUAGAGCUUCACGAUCUGUACGAUAUCUCACCCACAGUAGAAGAUCUCUGGUCUCUCAUAAGAAGCACAUCGUCUCUGGAGGUUCUCAUCCUCGACGAUGCACUAUCACAACUGACGCCCCUUCCGCCUUUCUGGAACGACAUCGACAGCUCUCAAGUCAUCUAUCUCCCGAAUCUCCACCACAUCGAGAUGAACUCAACCGAAGUUGAUGCCUACUUCUUCUCCCGCAUCCGGGUCGCUAAGCAUGCCCACAUCCACCUAGUCGUUUAUCCGGAAGCUCAACCAUUCGGCCUACCCAUCCUACCUCCGGCAUUUUUCUCCGCGUCGCGGAUGGAUACGGCCUCUAGGGACAUGGUUACUCUCAAAUCAGGCAUCAACAUCAAGUUUGAUGUUCAAAGGACGCUUUCUGAACGUCCCAGGCUCCAAGAUUGUAGUCGUGUCCGAUGUACAGAAUGCGAGAAUCGCUUCAGCGCUGAAUUUAUCGGCGUCGGAAUGCUCAGCACCGUUGCUAUCCGCCUCCUUAAUUCGCUCUACGGUGGUUCUCCCUUUCUAUCCGUCCAUGCCCUCAACAUAUCCAUCGACGUGGCUCACAGACGCGAGUACGUUUCUUGGAGAGAGCUGCUCCCGCUACUGCCUCAGCUUCGGAUUCUAUGCGCCACUGCCAUACACCCUGAUUUGCAGAACCUUCUUGUGGUCCUCAAACCUCCCACACAGCCACGCACACAGGGCAUCCUCGUUCCACGCCUGGAGAAGCUCGUCUUGUCACGGGCAGAAAGCUACUACCCUACUCCAAGCAUCACCGGGCUAGCUGAUACACUGGUGCAACGUUCACAGCUAGGCUUGUCUCUCCGUGAACUUGUUGUGACGAAAGUCCGUGUACACGAGUCGGAGAUGGUCAGGUUGAAAGGUGUCGUUAAAAUUACAAACUUCGCCUAG